Molecule: messenger RNA, 1333 nt
Organism: Branchiostoma floridae (Florida lancelet)
Lineage: Eukaryota; Metazoa; Chordata; Leptocardii; Amphioxiformes; Branchiostomatidae
Product: leucine-rich repeat-containing protein 74A-like
Exons: 10
Coding region: 24-1328 (434 amino acids)
Molecular function (GO): protein binding; calcium ion binding
Source: RefSeq, a predicted model, not a curated record
ACAAAUUCAGUGACAGAGAUGCCAUGUUCUUUGCUGGUGCCAUGCAGAACAACAGACACUUGGAGGAACUGAACCUGAGUGGAAACGAGUUUAGUGAAGUUGGCGGGGGAUUCAUGGGAGCUGGAAUAGGUGCGAAUGAAACCAUCACCGCCCUGAACCUCAGCUGGAAUCACCUACGACAGAAGGGUGUGUUUGCCCUGUGCAGGGGAAUAAGGAGCAACAACACGCUGCAGUGGCUGGACGUGUCGUGGAACGGGUUUGAUGACGAGGGUGCGUCUGGCCUGGCGACCGUGCUGAAGUACAACGAGGUUCUGACGUACAUCGAUCUGACCAACAACAGGAUCACAUCGAAAGGCGCCAUGAAAAUGGCGAAGGCCCUGUUUAUCAACAAGACACUACAGACGCUUAGGCUUGGGAAGAACCCUAUUGACAUGGAUGGAUCGUUGCAGCUACUCAAGGCUAUUAGAGGAAACGAGCAGUCUGGGAUGCAUGUGCUGGACCUAACGGAUGUCCUGUUGAGUCAGGAGUUCCUGGAACUGUACACUGUUGUCCAAGAGGAGCGGCCACACUUCAGUGUAGUGUAUGGAGGGGUGGGACAGGACCUGAGCUGGAUAGUAGGCGACAAAAAGCACAUGCGGAGGGACCCGAUGCAGGUGUUCCAGGACUACAUCUACCAGAACCACACACGAGUCAUCACCGUCUUUCAGAGCUUCAACAGGGAGGACAGGGAUAAAGUCACCAGGGAGGCCUUCAAAAGGGGCCUUAAGGGGGCCAAAAUACCGCUGUCAGCUUACGAAAUCGAGCACAUGCUGGAUCGCCUGGAUGCCGACGGGGAUGGCAUGAUCAGUUAUGCUGAUGUCAUGGCUGGCCAGAAGGAGCUGUUUAAGAAGAAGAGAGAGGAGGAGUGGAAGAAGUACACAGAGGUCCUGGAGGAGCGAAGGAAGAGAAGACAGGUCAAGGAGAAGUUGGAGGGUGCCCUGGACGUGUUGGACAGGGAACCCAGGACUGCAGAGGCUUGGAUCAGGGCGCUCCAUCGCAUGAAGCAGAAGCAGACCAAUCCAUCACGAUCCAGCACGAGGUCGGGAUCCCGGCUGGGAACGAGCAGACCCGCCAGCAGGAUCAGCACAAAUGGAGCCGCGGAGGGGACACCGCGGGAAUCAGCGGCCAGGACCCCGCAGUUGAUGAGUGUCGUGGGCAGUGUCUGGAAGAAGCCACAUAGGAACGAGAGACUGACGUCGUCUUCAUCGCCGGUCAGCGACCAACCUCGCUCCGCCCUCAGCCGGGCUGGGAGUGCUGCUGGUAGAACACGGACUGAUCCACAUACAUGAUCCAC